GUAACUGCAGCAGAUAGGUGACUACGUUUAACAAACUAUUAAUAUAGUUGGAUAUUAAUCACACGACUGGUUUUUAUAAUGGUUCUCUUGAAGCGAAGAUUAAAGCUCUUAAAGUCAGUUGGAAUGUUGUGUUUAGGUGCCGUACUGAUGAAUACAAUGCAAUUGGUCAAAGACUCGUUUAAACCAAAUGACAAUGUAAUGAGAGAUUUUGAUUUAUAUCAAGAAAACGAAGGACAGGCUUUGGUGGAGAUCGAUGAAACAAAAGAUAGGUGUUCACCAGCAAAAGGAAAGAUGCCACUUGAUCUUAAAUACCCUCCUAAAAUGUAUGGCGGUAUACGACCGGGUGGAUUGUGGACUCCAAACUGCACACAUGGCUUGAGAGAAAAAGUCGCCGUUCUGGUGCCUUAUAGAGACAGGAAAGAGAACUUAAAAAUAUUCCUUAAUCAUAUGCAUCCGUUUUUACAACAUCAGCAAAUAGAUUAUGGGGUCUAUAUCAUUGAACAGGGCAACACAAAGAACUUCAACAGGGGGAAACUGUUCAACGUUGGCGUGGUAGAGGUCUUAAAGCUAGAACCGGACGUAAACUGUUUCAUCUUACAUGACAUAGACAAACUCCCAGAGACGCUUGACAAUGUGUACACGUGCAAAGAUAGUCCAAAACACCUUAUGGGAAAGCAGCAUAACCUCGAUGAGGACACAUACACAAGUGGGAUACACUACCAUGGUUACUUUGGUGGCGUCACGGCAGUCUCCAAGCUACACUACUACAUGGCCAAUGGCUUCAGUAAUAACUACUGGGGGUGGGGAAAAGAGGACGAUGAGUUUUGGCUGAGGAUGCAGGUGAAGAGGAUAAACAUUCACUACAGCUAUGACAGUGAUAAUGCAGAAUAUGUCAUCCUUCCUCAUCAGAACGACACAAUAAAACAUUCACAAGAUGUUCCGCAGUUUCGUAUAUUGGAAAAAACGCUCAGUCUAAAUGGCAUCAAUACAUUACAAUACACAAUGAGAAAGAUAAUCAAAGAACCUUUGUUUACACGUUUUGAUGUAUGGAUUUGACAAAUGACAUUGUGAUGUGUAAGACUUGACUGCUGGUGACUAACAACUUAAGCAAUUUGACAGUAGUUUGCUCACGAUUUAAAAGGAACGGGAAAUUGAAGAGAAAAGUAGUGAGCUGUAUGGGUGCCCUGACAGAAGCUGUCCGUUCGGCGUUCAUACGGGGUUUCCACAGAGCGAGGCAUGCAUUAUCAAUUUAUGUCUAAUCAGAACACAGUACAACCAUGUUAGAUCAGAUUACUCAACAUGGUUAAUAAUUAUGGAAUUAGUAUAUCAUUAAUUAUUAGCUUAAAAGCAAAGAUGUCACAUAGACCUAAACUUGAAUUUCAGUUCCAUCUUGUAUUGCACUAUUGUAAUUUAUAUGAAAUAAAA
This is a messenger RNA of Owenia fusiformis, 1425 nucleotides long. The record is from the annotation of a GenBank genome assembly. NCBI's taxonomy places the organism in Eukaryota, Metazoa, Annelida, Polychaeta, Sabellida, Oweniidae.